AUGGCCAAUAUGGACCCAGCCGGUGGCUUGCCAGAACGAUACCCGUCCCCACCGCAACAGCAGAGCGGCUUACCUUUCUAUCAGGACAACAACGCGUCACAUGAAUACGGACGCGAUGAGCGACAGCAAGAGGAGGCUCCACGGACAGCUCUAGAGCAAGAGCGCAACAAUGGCGCGCAGGACGAUGCACAAUUACGCGCGAGCCUUGGAAACGCGCUGGGUGGGUUUCCUGGUUAUAACGCGCCUGUGCCGCCGCCAUAUCCGCCGCCAGCGAUGAUGCAGCAGCAGCAACACCAGCAACAACAACAACAACAGCAGCAGCAACAGCAAGGACCCGGGCCCGUGCAAAUGACCGACUCACCUGACGCCGGAGCCUCUAAGAAAGAGCGUACAAAGGUCAGCCGAGCAUGUGACGAGUGCAGGCGGAAGAAGAUCCGAUGCGAUGCCAUAGACGAGUCGGGACAGACGGCUUGCUCCAACUGCAACAGGACGAAUGCAAGGUGCGCCUUCAGCCGACAACCCAUGAAACGUGGGCCGAGCAAAGGCUAUAUCAAGGAAUUGGCCGAAAGACUGAACAGUCUGGAGAGUCAAGUCCACGCGCCUGGCGUAUCACCACAUGCGCGUUAUGAGCUGCAGCAAGUCCAGCAAGCCAUGGCAGCCGAAGGCUUUGGACGCGACCAGCUUAUCGACCCGCGUGUGGGCGACAAGCGAGCAUGGGACGUCGCUGAGAACAUGCACAAUGGGCAAGCUCACAGUGGCGCUGCCGCAGCUAUUGCGCAGAUGCAGGCACCGCAAAGGACAAUGCCGCUCAACCCAUAUACGGCUCCACCAGCACCGCUACAGCAGUCUCAUAAUACGAAUCAGCCGCAGCCUUUCUGGCGUCCUGGUGCGAGUAACAUUCGUCAGGAGCCGGUCGGCCCUCCUUAUGAGACUGACGACAACGCGAGUGUGAUGUCCUUUGAUUGGGACGAGGAUGUGAUUGAUGAGUAUUAUCGAAUCAUCCACCAGACAUUCCCGCUCCUCCCUAGCAGCAAGCAUCGUUUACGGCAAAGUCUGGCAGAGUGUCCGGCGAGCUUGCGCGAAGCUUGUCUGGCUGCGCUGGAUUGUCUCAUGAGGACGUUCCCAACCACUACUCUAGGACCAAAUCCAGCGUACCACACAGCGCUGAAGAAGGCGGCAGAACUGCUUGCACGAUACCCUUUCGACCACCCAAGCAGUCACACGGUCUCGACGAAUCUGGUCUACUUGCAGACGCUAUUGCUCAUGGCACUGGAAAGCGAUAAUCACGGUCCUGCCACUAUUCGAGGCCAAGCUGGACCGUCUCGUGCCGAAUGGCUAGGUCGUGCGGCAGGUGUGGCAGGUCAGCUUGAGAUCAAUAUGAUCAGGACAGGCAGCCAAUCGUUCAUGGAAGGUGACCGUGACAGCGAGGAACGACUCGCAAGACGAGUAUGGUGGGUCCUUUUCAUCCUAGAUCGCUGGCACGCCUCAUCCACAGCGGACCUGCUGAAGCUACCCGAGAACAGCGUGGUUUUGCUACCAGAAGACCAGAUCCUGCUCGGCGAAAGUACAUAUCAUCUAGCACGACUCAGCUUCAUCAUCGGACAUCUGGCAGCCAUCCUGACGACUACGAAGACACCAAGUACAGAUGUGAUGGCGCCAUCCAAUCCUGCCUCAAGCCUACUCGGCCUGACAUUAGCAGAGCCGAGUGAGCUCGUGGGUCAUGCGGUCAAAGUGGCAACAGUACUCAACAGCCGCCUCACACCCGUCACACCACUAAACCAUCACUUCGCCGCACUCUCAGCCAUGACCCUCUGCGAGCUCUGCGACGUCCCCAAGACCCGCGACGAAGCGCUGAAAGGGCUGGAUGUCAUGAUCGAGGCGCUUACUGAAGGACGUGGACUGGCUGGGAAGGAGAAGGGCGAGGGUUGGGAUGAGGCUAUUCGGGAAUUGGUCACUGCUAAGAAGCGGCGGCUGACUGGCGGUGAUGGGCCGGGUCAAGGUGUGGAAGGUGAUGCUGUUGCUGGAGGAUUGCAUGGGCUUGCUAAUGCUGCGGUGGGAGGUGGUGGGAACGCCGAAAGGUUGGAUCCAACUUGGUUGACGAGGUACGGAUAUUUGACUGCGCUUGGACAGGGCAUGUUUAAGACGAAGUGA
Molecule: messenger RNA, 2151 nt
Organism: Recurvomyces mirabilis
Lineage: Eukaryota; Fungi; Ascomycota; Dothideomycetes; Mycosphaerellales; Teratosphaeriaceae
Gene: RGT1
Product: Glucose-responsive transcription factor
Exons: 2
Coding region: 1-2151 (716 amino acids)
Biological process (GO): DNA-templated transcription
Cellular component (GO): nucleus
Molecular function (GO): zinc ion binding; DNA binding; DNA-binding transcription factor activity, RNA polymerase II-specific
Source: RefSeq, a predicted model, not a curated record